AUGAAGCCAAUCUGUCAUUUAGCUCUUCAGCGAUCACCGCCAUUGAGUGACUGCCACUCCUCCUUUUGCUCCCGCAUCUCAACCUUGACCUGGGCGGUGCAGUCGGCCACACUACAGCCCGUUCUCAUCCGAUCGCAUGGCGUGAAAAAUCACUCGCUUAUCUUCUUCUCGUCUGAGUUGAACCCGCGCCUGUCGUUUUCCUCCUUCCUCCACCGCCCGACUUCCACCCAUUUUACGCCGCAUAACGAACGAAACGGGAGCCCCGAACGAGCGCAGAAAGAGAGAUGGCGCGGACAAAACAACCGCCCGUGCGGCGCGAGUCGUCGUCCGAGUACUUUAACAAGCGGACCGCGUCGUGGGAGAUGUCCGCCAACGGCGCGGAGAGCACGAAGCUCGCGAAUGGGCAGUCGUCUCCCGCCGCUGCUGUCGCGCCGAGUCGAGCGCAGGCAUCACCGCCAACGCCAGCGGCGGCCGUCGUUAUCGCUACCAGGAGCGAGGCCGGCGUGCUGCAGCUGCUGUCUCUUAUACACAUCUAGAUGUGUAGAAGAGACAGCCCCUCCCCCCUUCCCCGUCCAGACUUUGUGUUGCGCGAAGGGUGUGUCGCUGACGUUUUUUCGCUCUAUCUCGCGCAGCUUGACGUGGGCGUACCUCCAGGAGAAGCUCACGACGACGCCGUACGGCCCCAGCGGCGAGAAGUGGCACUUCCCCGUCUUCCUCAACACGAUCCAGUCCGUCUUCGCGGCGACCGUCGGGUGCGUGUACCUGCUCCUGUCGACGCCGCGCGGGGCCGCCCUCCCGCCCGUCAUUCCGUCGCGCCGCAUCCUCGGCCCGCUCGCCCUCGUCGCCGUCACGUCGAGCCUCGCCAGCCCGUUCGGCUACGCGAGCCUCGCGCACAUCGACUACAUCACCUUCCUGCUCGCCAAGAGCUGCAAGCUGCUGCCCGUCAUGUUCCUCCACAUCACGCUCUUCCGCAAGAGGUACCCGCUGUACAAGUACCUCGUUGUCGCGGCCGUCACGGCCGGCGUGGCCGUCUUUACGCUGCAUUCGGGCCGCAAGCACAAGGCGUCGUCGGCGGCCAAGUCGGACGACUCCAACGUCGCGUGGGGGUUGCUGCUGCUGGGCAUCAACCUGCUGUUUGACGGUCUCACGAAUAGCACCCAGGACUACAUCUUUCAGACGUUCCGCCCGUAUAGCGGUCCGCAGAUGAUGUGCGCCAACAACAUGAUGAGCACGCUCGUCACGGGCCUGUACCUCCUCGCGAGCCCGUACCUCGUGUCGACGGGGCUGGGCGACUGGUUCGGCAUGGACGUCGCGGGCAGUGCGGGCGAGCUCGGCGCCGCGCUCGACUUCAUGCGGCGGUAUCCCUCCGUGUGGAAGGACGUCCUCGGCUUCGCGGCGUGCGGCGCCGUCGGCCAAGUCUUUAUCUUCUACACGCUCUCCACCUUCUCCUCCGUCCUGCUCGUCACCGUCACCGUCACCCGCAAGAUGUUCACCAUGAUCCUCUCCGUCGUCGCCUUCGGCCACCGCCUCACCCACAUGCAGUGGCUCGGCGUCGGGCUCGUCUUUGGCGGCAUCGGCGUCGAGGCCGGCAUCGCGCGCCAGGAGAAGAUUGCCAAGGAGGCCGCCGCCGCCAAAGCCAAGGCCAAUGCUGCAAAGAAGGACUCGUGA
Purpureocillium lilacinum is the source of this 1668-nucleotide messenger RNA. The record is from RefSeq and is a predicted model, not a curated record. NCBI's taxonomy places the organism in Eukaryota, Fungi, Ascomycota, Sordariomycetes, Hypocreales, Ophiocordycipitaceae.